AUGAAGCCUAGGAGCAGGCACGCGUGGCUAGCCUUUGUCUACCUGCCCCACGUCUUCCGCACCAAGUGUCUCAUGACCGUGCAUGUCCCUGAGGCAGGACCUGAGCGCAGCGGGAGGACGGAGGACGUGCUGGCGCUGCCUCUGCAGCAACCCCCGGCCCUUGGCCGCCUGCCCUCGGGGUGCUGCGCUCCCUGUGCCUCUGCGAGCCAAGGUGCAAGUGCAUCCCUGAUGUCACAGCUCCUCAGCCACCCAAUAGUUGGCAGGAGCCUGGAUCCCACCAUCCUUUUCCCUUCAGCUCAGGCAGUGGCCCUGCCUCAGGACUACGAGUGUGGUGCAUCUCCUGGAGAGGGAGCACAAGCCCUGGCUUUCCCCAGGACCCGUGCCCCAGCUCCCAUGCCCUGUGCUUCGGAGAGGGACCAGCUCUCUGAUCAGCACCUACGGGACCAGCUCUCUGACCAGCACCUACAAGCCAAGCGGGCCAGGGUAGAGAGCAUCAUCCAGGGCAUGAGCCUCCCACCAACCCCUCAGGCAUUUGGCACCAGCCUGGAGGCAGCUUUUGGGCACGAGAGGGAGAGGGGCAGCGAGAUGCGCCGGGAGAGCAAGAGGAAACCGAGGGUGCCCCAGCAGGGUGCAGGGGUGGUCAAGCGAGUGGCUCCCGGGAGGGCCAGUCCCCAUGCCAAGGGCUGCCAGCAGCUCAAGGAGCAGCUCUGCUUUUUAGAGCAGCAGCUGAGACAGCUUCAGGAGAAGUUCUCCCAGGUCUGUGAUGCUGGGGAUGCUGCCCAAACCCGGGAAGGUGCUGAGAAAGUGCAUUCAUUGCCUGGAAAGCCUGGAGACAGACUGGACAAGGACAGUGCCGCUGUCACCAGCGACCUGUGCAAAACCCCUGUCUGGAGGAGCAUCCUGGAGGUGCAUGGGCCAGAGGAGGAUGAGGACAGAGAUGAAACAGGUGGCCUGCCCUCAGCAACGAGGGUACUCUCACAGGCGCUGAAGCACGAGCUGGCUGGGGUGAUGUCUCGGGUGGUGGACUCUGUCCUAAAGAGUGUCUGGCCAAAGGCAGCCAGCCAUCUCCUGCAGCAGCACCACAGCCUCCCGGUGCCAGGGCCAGAUGCCAGGAGAGAGCAGAUGCAGGAGGCACUGACCCCCGGCCACCUGAAGAAAGCCAAGCUGAUGUUUUUCUUCACCCGCUACCCCAGCUCCACUCUGCUGAAGACCUACUUCCUCGACGUGCAGUUCAGCCGCUGCAUCACCUCCCAGCUCAUCAAGUGGUUCAGCAACUUCCGCGAGUUUUACUACAUCCAGGUGGAGAAGUUUGCCCGGCAGGCCCUGCUGGAGGGUGUCGUGGAUGCUAGCACCCUUUGGGUCUCCCGGGACUCGGAGCUUUUCCGUGCCCUCAACAUGCACUAUAACAAGGGGAACGACUUCGAG
Molecule: messenger RNA, 1425 nt
Organism: Phaethon lepturus (White-tailed tropicbird)
Lineage: Eukaryota; Metazoa; Chordata; Aves; Phaethontiformes; Phaethontidae
Product: prospero homeobox protein 2-like
Exons: 5
Biological process (GO): regulation of transcription by RNA polymerase II
Cellular component (GO): nucleus
Molecular function (GO): RNA polymerase II cis-regulatory region sequence-specific DNA binding; DNA-binding transcription factor activity, RNA polymerase II-specific
Source: RefSeq, a predicted model, not a curated record